Messenger RNA from Phoenix dactylifera (date palm), 1790 nucleotides. The record is from RefSeq and is a predicted model, not a curated record. Lineage: Eukaryota; Viridiplantae; Streptophyta; Magnoliopsida; Arecales; Arecaceae.
AUGCCCAACCGCGCACAGGCCCCCGCGCACCCGAGCAGCACCCGAGCCGGCCAACGCCCGAGCGCCAGGCCAACCCAGGGCCCCGCACACCAGCGCGCGCCCAGCGCCCUGCGCCCACGCACCAGCACGCGCCCAGCGCCCUGCGCCCGCCCGGCGCGCUCGAACCUCACCAGGCCCAGGAACGGCCAGUGCACAGCAAGGCCGCCUCCCCGCCCCUCGCCAACACUUGGCGCCCGCGCAAUAGUGGGUUGCGCGCACGCCAGACAUGGGCACGGGCGACAACCAGGGGCACCAGCCCAUGCGUGCGCACUUGGGCGCACACGCACAGAGAGCACAGCAAGCGCAAGGCUCGGCCAAGGCUGCAUCCGUCCGAGCACGCCCAAGCCAGACAAGCCCAAGGACAGCGCACGGGUCAAGCCCAGCCAAAGGCACAGCAAGACACCUGAGCCCGCGCACAUCGGGUCCGGCCCAGACAGAAUGCGCGCGCCCGAGAACCAGACAAGGCAAGCCACGGUCAGCCCGACCAAGAGGGCAACCCGGGGACAAGUGGCAACCACCCGCGCGCAAGGCCAAACAAGGAAAGCCACGGUCAGCCCAGCAAAGAGCGCAACCAAGGGACAAGUGGCAGUCAUCAACGCACGGGAACAAACAAGGAAAAUCAUCAGCAGAUUGCGCCCGGCCAAAGCCAACCGACAGAGACACAUGGCAACCAGCCAGGCACCAGCACCGGGGCAAACAAGGAAAGCGCACGCGCAAAAUCAGAGGAGCCUGCGGACUCUUCCAUGGCAAUUCGGCAGGAGAAAGCACAGGCGGCCAGGAUGCAACAGGCCGCAGGCUGGACACGCACAAGGGAGCCACGCCAGCGAUCCAAGGGAGCAAGGGCGACAGCAGCAGAUCCCUACAAAUCGGGGAGGACAUCUCGACAAAUCAGGCAGCGCAGCCCAGCCACCCAGCGCAGCAACCAAAUCAGGCCGCGCCUGGGCAAAUGGCAGCACCAGCAGGCGACACGCGCACAGGCCAAACCAGCAGCAAAUCCCGAGCGCCCACCUUAAUGUCGCACAUGGCCGAAGGGAGCCAAAGAUAGACAGCCCCUUGCGGCCAAACAAGGAAGCCAUUUGAAUUUGAAUUAAGUCCCGAAUAAGCCAAGGCACUCGACCUACAAAAAGAGCCUUUAGGGCUCUUAGUCCGGCAUCUAUCAUCUACCAUUAGCUUUGAUUUCAUGUUGUGUCGAGGGUUGUAUCCCUUUAUUUGUCGGCCGAAAGGCUUAGGCUAAGGAGGAGAACAUCACUCCCCUUAGAUUGUUCAGGCGUCGCAAGAUUCCUUCCAGAUCUUGCCAAAAGUCCUAUGUAAUCAUUGCUUGAUUGGAAGUUAUUUGCUUUUAGCAAUUCACCCCCAUACAUUGAUUCUUUUCCUUUGCCGAGCGCCCAUAGAGGUAGAGCAUAGACAAGGUUCUAUCGGCAGCAAGGAAAAGAGAUACCCACUUCAAGACUGUCCCAACGCACGGUAAAUCCUCAACCUUGGCGCGGGGCUUGGGACCGCAAAGCCCCGCGGGCCAACACACGACUUGGGCGCGCGCGGGCGCGCGCGGCCGCGGUGAUGGAGACCUCAGUCCGCCGCGGCCCAAUCCGGAGCAUUUUGCCGAGCCCAACCUCGGCCAUGUCCAAGAAGCAGCCAAUAUCCACUGCUUGGAAGUCUGCCCAAGCACUGGACAGCAGCCGGCUCAGCCCCGCGCAAGCUAUGCACAAUGCCCGUGCGAGGUUCUGGGCCAACCAUAGCAGCCGUGCGUAGUG